This is a messenger RNA of Paramecium sonneborni, 1020 nucleotides long. The record is from the annotation of a GenBank genome assembly. Lineage: Eukaryota; Ciliophora; Oligohymenophorea; Peniculida; Parameciidae.
AUGUCGAAAUGUAUGUUAUUAUUUGAUGAUGAUAAGACUUAAUGUAAAACUCUUUUACACUCUAAAAAGAUGAUGGCUUGUUUAAAUCCUGAUUGUUUAACUUAUCCUUAGAUUUGUUGUUCUGAUUGUAUUGAUUAAUUACAUCAACAUAAAGGAAAUACAAUGACUAUGGAGAAAACUUAAUUUGUUAAUCAAACUAAUAAAAAAUAUGCUGAAAUACAAGACUAAGCCUAUUCAUUAGAAGCAGAAUAUUAAAAUUUUGAAAAAAAAGGUUCUAAUUUAAAAAGGCUUUUUAACGGUGAUAUUGAGAGAAUGAGAAUAUAAAUAAAUAAAAUUAUUGAUUCAUUGAAGGAACAAAUAAAUAAAUAAAUUGAUCAAAGUAUUUCAACAACUAAAAAAUAAGUAACUUAAAAAGUUGAAAAGACUCGAGAUGCUUUGCAAUAAUUUAAACCAAUUAAUAUUAGUAAAAUUUAUAAUGAUUAAUUAAAACGGUUGAUAAUUGCAAUUUGGCAUACUGAUUACUAAUUAGAAAGAGACAAAUUGAAAAGUUUUUUCCCAAAUUUAUAGGAACUUUUAAGAGGAAGGUUAUCAUAGAUAAAUGAUAAUAUAUCUUAAGAACUAAUACAAUAGAGUUAAGAAUUAAUGUAAGAAUCCCAAGAUGAAAUAUAACAAUAUUUUGAUUAAAAAACUCAAAUGGAUAAUUUAUCAACAUAAAGUGAUGAUUCAAUUGUAAAUAAAUUAGUAAAUUUGAGAGAUAGUCUAAAAUUAUAAAUGGAAUAACAUUUAGCUGCUAAAAAUUGUACUCACAAAGGAUGUCAUUAAGUAACUCCAGUUAAAGCAUAUUAUGGUUAUUAUUAUCAUAUCAGUGGUUAUGCUGUAUUUGGUGAAUUACCAAUAUCAGUUUGUGCUAAAUCUAAAAAAUUAGCUGAAAAAAUGGAUAGCGUUGUGAAUGAUUUGUAUAAAUUGUAAUAUAGAGAUUCAACCAUCGAUGAUUGUGUAUAAGCAUAUUUUAUAUAUUGA